AUGCAAAAGAACACCAACGAAGAAGUUAAAGUUACCAAUCUGCGCUUGGAAGUCCCACGAAAAUACCGCCAAUUCACUAACAAAAGAGUCAAGCAGACUAAAGCCAUCAGCGAGUAUAACAAGAAGUUAUCGAAGCAUUACUCUACCAAAUACGGCGGCCUCAGGUCUAUAGAGUUCGAACAUAUUAAUUUUGCUAACCAUAAUUUCCCUCAGAGGAAAAUAAAGAAAGAAAGAGAUAAUACAUUACCCAUUGAUGCGACAAAAACAUAUAUUAAAGAUAACUCAGCUCAAAGACUACCAGAAAUUAACACCCGAGGAGACUCGAGAGGGAUCAGCCCAAACCGGGAAUACGUGGAUCAGCCAGGCUCAUGUAUGCCAAGUCUGCGGAAAGGAAUCACAGUUCCUUCACAGCUCUCUUUAUCAGGGAAGAUGAUCAAAUCAGGGAAGUUAGACACUGGAAUUGAUUCUCCAUCCCAAUAUUAUAUGCGAAAAUAAUCUUACAAAUUCAAAUUCAAAAUCAAGGGUGCAGCCCAAGAGCAUCUUGGACUGAGCCCAGACUGCUACCUUCAACUUGAACUCUAAAUCCUCUAUCGACCUGAAUCAGACAAACGUGUUUCUAUCGGUUGAUAACCAAGAUCCAAUAGAGACUGUUAUCGCAGAGGGAAAAUAACCUAUUUGCUGAAUACAAGAAUAAUCUUGAAAUCAGAAAGAGCCACAAAAUCCUACGGUCAGCAGUCGGCAGGCUCAACUUCACAAAUUCUUCAAAUUUUGUCCAACACGUUACAUGGAGCCACAGCGAAGAAGUCAAGAUGCUACAUGAUGAAAUAGCUGCUUUACAAGAGAAAUUGGUUGAUUUUGAAAUGCUCAAGACAAAUCUUUCAACUCUUCAGGAAAAGUAUAACUCCUUACUCACAAGCCAACCAGCAAAGAAGACAGUUUAUAAGGUUGAUAAAAGAGUUGAGAGGUACAACAAGAUAAACUUUGAGAAAUAUAUCCCUAAUUCCAGAGAUUUCGUCCCAAUUUCCAAGUAUAAUGAAGUUGCUGACAAACUCAUCAAAGAGCGUCUCAGGAAUGAAAAACUUCGCGAAGACAUAAAUUGACUUAAAGAUCAAAAUAAGUACAUCAAUGAGAACAGUAAUGAACUUGUCAGCAUAUUCGAGAGCUUCAUCAGAGCUACAGACCUUCAGAUGGGAGUUAAAGGGCAGCCUGCUUUCCUACCUGGAAAAGUCGGAAGGAUUCCUAGAGUUUCUCCCAAACAAGACCUCUUGAUUAACACUCAGUUCAAAAAUCUCGAAAAUUUCGUACAGGAAUAUAACGUGCUAAAGACAUGAAUAGAGACUAAUAAAACGUUCAAGGAUAAAUUAGACAACUUCCAGAAGGAUGGAGGGUCCUAACUAGGGACUUCAGAUAACCUUAAUUCAAC
This is a messenger RNA of Moneuplotes crassus, 1423 nucleotides long. The record is from the annotation of a GenBank genome assembly. NCBI's taxonomy places the organism in Eukaryota, Ciliophora, Spirotrichea, Euplotida, Euplotidae.